AAUGCGCGCAGCCCCCUCUCUCUCUCUCUCUUUGCGGGUGCAAGUGGCCCAAAGAUGCGAUGAGAGGGAUCAAUAAUUCAGGGAGGCUGCUUUUUAAACACACUCUCCCGCACCAACGUAAUGCAUUUCCUGCCCGAGAGUAGCAGAUCCAGAGAUGUGCGAAUAGAUCUACAGAGCCGCCCUCCUCCUUACAGAAGCUGCGACCAAUGUUCAAUUGCAGGCAAUGCAAUUCUCCCCGAACGUGUUAAUAUCAAAUGCUUGGCCGCUUUAUAUCGGGCGCUAUAUUGCGUGGCAUGUUUUUACUCUUUUGCCUUUAAAUGGUGAUUUCAAAUCUGCCGUGGACCCCGGGGAUUGAGUUAAAUUAUUUCUACGUUACAUUAUUUGUAUGCUUUUAUUUUGUACGUGCACAGCUGCAAUGUAAAUCUGCUCAUGGUUGCCGUGGCCUGAGCCACCUUAGAUAACGAGGGAUUAAUACAAUCCCAGCCACCCACUCUUUCUCUCUCUCACUCUCCCACUCUCUCUAUUUGCAGCUCUCCCUGGUAGAAGGGAAAGCGACAACAAGAGAGAGAGAGACGUGAGGGAGGCAGCAUUAGCGGCAGGACAGAGAGACAGAGAGAGAGCGCAAAGGCGAGGAGAGAGGAGGGAGGAGAGAGAGAGAGACGCGGCGUUGGCGAGACGGACGAGGAACGAGGAUGGAGAAACGAGCGACCGGCCGGGCUGCCGAUGGGGACGGCGCGACGAGAACAAAGAGCGAGCCGGGGGGAGCGGCCGCGCAAUGCAAGCACUCGGCACAGAAGAGCCGGGUCACCAAGACGGGACGCAAAGCCACCCGCCAAACGGCGGCCGAGUCGGGGCAGACGGCGAAGUCCUUCUCGUCGCAAGCCAAGGCGGCAAUGUUCCAGUGCCACAAGAAGGGCGGAGGAGCAUCAUCCCCUGCGGGCCAGGCGCCCGGAGGAGCGGCCACCCGAGCCACCGCGGCGUCGGCGUCGUCCCAUGCGGCGUCGUCCCACACGGCGCUCUUCCACCUGCCCAGCUUCUCCCGGGGCAGCGGCUCGCACGGCUCCUCGCGCAAAGCCACGCUCCCGACCGCGGCCGCCACCGCGCCCGCAGCCGCCACCGCGCCCGCAGCAGCCGGCGCGCACAGGUCUGGCCCGGCGCUUAAAGUGGCGUGGAAAAGCGGCUCGCACGGCAGGGAGCAUGGCGGCAAGGAGGGCAGCACGACCCCUACGCCGGCAGCCACCUCACAUCAGCAUUCGAUGAAGACGCCGGGCUACCUGUCGAACCCCGCCGGGCGUGAGGAGCUCAAGCGCGUGCUGGAGAAAGCCGCGCAGAGGCUGGAGAGAAAGACAAUGCUGUCUGCAUUUGGUGAAAUGUCAUCAUUGAAGUCAAACACUGGGCUGUCCUCGGGCACCAAGGAGGGUCUGGCGUCACACGCUCCGGAGAGGAAGGACGCGGACGCCGAGGACAAGGAGAACGUCGCCCUGGAGGCCGACACGGACACCAGCUCGGUGUUCGAUGGUGAAACCGAGGAGGACGAGGACGAGGAGGAGGAGGAUGAGGAGGGAACUUUGGCGAACACAGGGCGGCGCGACUCCCUGGCGCUCAAAAUCCGCAACCGUCCAUCAGCGCGCGAGCUGGAGGACAAGAACAUCCUGCCGCGGCAGACGGAGCAGGAGCGGCAGGAAAAGAGGCGCAGCAUUGGCCACAAGCUCGUCAGGAGGCUGAGUCUGAGGCCCACAGCCGAGGAGCUGGAGCAGAGAAACAUCCUACGGCAGAAGAACGAAGCUGAGGAGCGUGAAGAGGAGAAAAGGGAAAUCAAGCGCAGGCUCUCGAGGAAACUCAGCGAGAGACCCACGGUGGAGGAGCUGCGCGAGAAGAGGAUCCUCAUCCGAUUCAACGACUACGUGGAGGUGGCCGCAGCUCAGGACUACGACCGGAGGGCGGACAAGCCGUGGACUCGGCUCUCUUCUGCUGACAAGGCUGCCAUCCGGAGAGAACUCAAUGAGUUCAAGAGCUCGGAGAUGGAGGUGCAUGAGUCAAGCAAGCAGUUUACAAGAUUUCACAAGCAUUGAGUUUCGCUCCGGCGGCCAAGUGCUUCAUCACGCGUCCUUUGGUGAAGCGCUCGGUUCAUUCUGCAGUGCAGAAGAGCUGAGGAACAAAGUGCCGGCGUGAUCCCUACCACUGCAGGGACACGGCAAAGCACAACUCCCCUUGUCGCCAUCAUUCAGGGAUCAUGCCUGCCCUGUGCAGCUACCACUGUGAGCGUGGCAAACGGGUCAUUGGUUUACUACUCCUACUACUACGUAGGUUUUUCGUGGUUGUGCAAGUGUAGCCUUCCGAAGUGCUUUCGGGUUGUACCACGCAUUUUCUUCGGCACGUUGUUCCACGUUUCGCUCCGCGUGCUCCUGCAGAAGCUCCCAGAACACGGAGAGAAACGUCGGACAUCAGGCCGAGCAACACGUGGCAAAUUCCAAAAACACAUUGGAGAGGUGAUUGGUUUGACGCUACUUAAAUGUGAAUUCGGUACAGUAGGGUACUUUGAACGUUGGUAUAUUUUAUAUGCAGCUUUCUGUGUACGAUGUGUAUAUUGAUUAAUGUAUACAGUACAUAAGUUAUUAAUUCCUGUAAUUAAAUUAGUGACUUGCGCUAAAUAUUGAGAAAAAUGCGAUUAAACGGCUAGCCCAAUGAUAAGUGUAAAAAGAUGUAUGAAAAAUAAAUGUUAAUCAGCUUGUGUUGCUGCUAGAUACAGGCCAUGAAGUAUAAUCCACAAGUGCAAAUGUAUCUCAAGAUAGCAUUGUAAUUGGACCUAUCCUGCCUGUCCGGUAAUUAAUCACAGGGCUGAAUCAAAGCCUCAUAAGGAAGUAACUGUCAUUGAACUAAGGCUGCAAAGUGCUCGGCUAGCGUAUUGCAACAGAUGUUCAACUGAAAUUGGGAUAUUAAAAAAAAAUAUUCCAUUAAAUUAAUACACUCUCUGCUUUUAUUUUAUGUAUAUAUAUAGAUCGGCAUGCACCUCUUUUGGAGGAUGUUGCCUCAAGAGGAAGUCUUUUUUGCUCCGAGCCAGCUGCUAAUGGCGGUGGAGAUGCAUGGCAGCCUCUGCUGGAUUCAGCACAUUUCGAAUGGGUCCUCCAGGCCUGAAUGCAGAUGGAAAACGGCAAUACGAGGAGACACAUGCAGUAAGCACUGGGAAACAAUGAUAUAUCGCAAGUGACAUUUUUGCGGAUAUUGGCUCCGCCAAAAGAACUUUUCCAAAAUGAGCCCGCUCCAAUUUUGUUCAAGUGUUCAUGCCGUUCUGUUCCUCUAUGCAAAACGAAAUUUUAAAAUGAACGUCAACUCGUGAAAUUGUUGUAUUAAUUUACAGAAAAAGUCGUUUUUGUUGUACGCACCAUAGUGCUGUCCCAAAGAGAUUACGAUCAUUAAGGCAACAUUGUAUUGUACGGGAUGAUACAAAUGAUAUGAAUUCGAAUUCAUAGCAUUGGGUUAUCGGCAGUUGAAGCAGGGACUGAUUAAUUUUGUUAUUAAAGUUACGUUACCAUGUUUAUAAAAAAAACUUCUGUAGUUAUUUGUUACACUUCCAGUUAGCACGGUUGGCAACGUACGGUGCGGAAGAAGUUCAACAUAAAUACAUUACAAUGACAUCUGGUGUAUGCAUCUUGUGUGUGCUUGCAUAUAUAGGAGCAGCCUGCAGUGCCAUAUUCUUUACAUUCUUGACAGCAAAAUCCACAUUUCUCUUGCAAAGGAGAUCCAGAUAUCCUAUUAUAACCUAUAACCAUUUAAAUUCUUGUGGAGUAACUCAUGUAGUCAGCUAUGGCUCUAGGAUUUGGUGUUACAUGUUAUUUAUGUAGUUUAUUGUACAAAUUCGGUCACAGUCCCUUUGAUCACUGUUACGUUGCAAUUAUGGCUUCAUUUUUUCGUGAUUUCGAAGAGUUUUUUGGUUUGGACAUGU
Petromyzon marinus (sea lamprey) is the source of this 3943-nucleotide messenger RNA. RefSeq lists its product as uncharacterized. The record is from RefSeq and is a predicted model, not a curated record. Gene Ontology annotation, biological process: actin cytoskeleton organization. Lineage: Eukaryota; Metazoa; Chordata; Hyperoartia; Petromyzontiformes; Petromyzontidae. Gene Ontology annotation, molecular function: actin binding.